GCCGUCAGUGUGAGAACGUCGCGCCACGCCGCACCAGGAGCCGGCAGCCGCUAGUUUUGUGUGCCGCGACCCACUUGCGGCGUGUGCCGCCCGCCGUCAAGACGCAAGGACACACCGCAGCCAUAGGCCGUCGCCGCCUGCGAUGUUUUUGGGCCAACGCAAUGACAGCCCCACUGAGGAUGGGAACGGCUGAGAAGGUUCCCGGAGGCGGCGGCGGCGGCGGCAUGCGGCUGCUGCUGGCAGCUCUGCUGGCCGUGGUCCUCGCGUCGCUGCCCGGCUGCGCCUCGCCGCUGACGCUCAGCCACUGGGACCUCGAGGGAGCCAACGUGACGUGUGACGAUAAGUCGACGUGCGCGUCGCAGGCGACGACGCCGGCGUCGGGCCGCUUCUCGCGCAUGGAGACGGCGUCGGAGCUGGUGGACUGGCGCGAGCGCAACUGCAUGUGCGACCCGGGCUGCGCGCACCACGGCGACUGCUGCGUCGACUCGGAGCACUUCGUGGCGAGCGAGCAGCGGCGCGGCGCCGCCACGUUCGAGUGCGUGUCGCUGCGGCGCUUCGGCGGCGUCUACAUGCGCACCUCGUGCCCGGCCGCCUGGGAGGACGGGCAGGCGCGCGCGCUCUGCGAGGCGCGGGACCGCCUCAGCGCCGUCGACCCCGUGGGCGGCAUGCCCGUCACCAGCCGGCGCACCGCCAUCACCUACCGCAACGCGCACUGCGCCCUCUGCCACGGCGACGUGCAGGACGUGGUGGUGUGGAACGCGCACCUCGAGUGCAGCGGGCUGCUGCAGCAGCAGGCCAACCUGUCGUCGUCGGCGGCGGCGUCGUGCGUCGCCUUCGACGAGGCGUCGUCGCGCUGGGGGCUCAACCUGACGGACGCCGGCUUCCAGCCGUGCGACGUCGACCCCUACCUGCCCGACGCCGCCGCCCACCUCGUGCGCCGCUGCGACCCGGACAUCGUGCGCGCGUGCGCCGUCAACUGGACCAACGCCGAGGUUCGGCUGCGCUGCGAGGCGUACACGGCGCACGUGUUCCGCGGCAGCGACGGCUACCGCAACCCGCACUGCGCCGUCUGCAACAACGUGCCCGUGCAGUACCUGGCGUGCAGCCGGGCCGUCACGCGCUCCCUCUUCCACAAGGACUUCACUCCCGGCGCCUUCGCCGUCAUCUUCGACCUCGGCGGCUCCGACCCGGUGGGUCUGACGAGUCCGUGCGAGUCUGAGAACGAGCUGUACGACCCGUUCUUCCAGCAGUGCCGGUUCGUGGUGUGCACGGGACACCGCGAGUACUACCACGGCGAGUGCAUCGCCGUACAGGUCGAAGACUCCAGCGAGGAGGACGACUGGGCCGGCAGCGGCGGCGGCAACCACUCGUACACGCUCAAGGACGAGGAGGGCAGCACGCUGGGCCCCGACGCGUUCAACCACAGCCAGUGGUACCACCCCGACGGCGCCGGCGGCAACCACACCGGCGACCCGCGCUACAUCACCGACCUGCGCGCCAACUUCUCGCAGGAAUUCCUCACCUGCCCCAAGUUCGUGCUGCAGCCGGGCGAGUACGUACUGGGUCCCGAGAACGGCUCGGUGACCGUCCCCCUGUACGGGCUGACGUUCUCCAGGACGGAGUACUUGCGGCACCCGGACGGCAUGCUCGAGAUCUGCGCCACCGUGGGCCGCCGCUACUUGCCCAAGUUCGGGCCCUACAUGGGCUACGUGACGCUGGCAGGGCUCGGCGUGUCCGUCGUCUUCCUGGUGCUGCAUCUGGCCGCCUUCGCGGCGCUGCCCGAGCUGCGCAACCUGUCGGGCAAGAACCUCGCCUCGCUCUGCGUCGCACUCCUCUGCGGCUACAUCGCCUUCAUAGCCUCGCAGAUGAUUCCGACGGGGCCGACGGCGGGGUGCGUGUCGGCGGCGGCGGUGGUGCAGUACUCGUUCCUGGCGGCCUUCUGCUGGACGCUGGCGAUGGCCUUCGACGUGUGGCGCACGCUGCGGCUCGCCACGUCCGAGCUGCGCGUCUCGUCGGGCAAGCAGUGGCACAAGUUCGCCGCCUACUCCGCCUUCUGCUGGGCCGCGCCGAUGCUGUCGGUGGUGGUGGCGCUGGCGGCGGACGCGGCGCCCGACGGCGGCUGGCCGGACGAACUGCGGCCGGCGUUCGGCGUCUACACGUGCUGGUUCGGCCACCGGCACGCGCUGCUCGUCUUCUUCGCGCUGCCGCUGGCCGUCGUCAUGGUGUGCAACGUGGCCUUCUUCGUGUCGAGCGCGCGCAUCAUCUUCGCGACCACCUCGACGACGCGGUUCACGUCGUCGGGCGGCGGCGCGCGCCGCGACUUCCGGCUGUACGUGCGCCUGGCCAUCGUGAUGGGCCUCACGUGGAGCGUCGGCCUGCUGGCCGGCUACCUCGACCAGGAGGGCCUGUGGUACGCCUUCGUGGCCCUCAACACGCUGCAGGGGCUCUUCAUCUUCCUCGCCUUCACCUGCACCGAGAAGGUGGCGCGCGCCAUCGUCGACGCCGCCUGCAGCCGCCGCCGCAAGGUGUCGCCCGUCGGCGACAGCAGCGACGCCACGCGCAACACGCACGUCGCCACGCCCACGCACAGCUCCGACAACUCGGACACGCUCUACUAG
Molecule: messenger RNA, 2618 nt
Organism: Schistocerca cancellata (South American locust)
Lineage: Eukaryota; Metazoa; Arthropoda; Insecta; Orthoptera; Acrididae
Exons: 10
Coding region: 162-2618 (818 amino acids)
Biological process (GO): G protein-coupled receptor signaling pathway; cell surface receptor signaling pathway
Cellular component (GO): membrane
Molecular function (GO): G protein-coupled receptor activity
Source: RefSeq, a predicted model, not a curated record